AUGACAGAGGCCGUUCCGAAUCUCUCCCGCAACAGCAUUCUGGCCUGCCUUCAUUAUCACAACACCUCACAUGAUCAAGUACCUAGUGGAGAACUAUCAUCGCCGGAAACUUCGACCCGGUUACAGAGCAAGCCCCUCCGGCCUCAUGUGGUAGAUGAGCGAGUCAUUGAUGGGGAACUCUGCUUUGUAUACGCAGACGGAUCUUUCUGUCCCAAGUUCAUCGACGGUACACCCGUCAACGCAAAUUGGGGGAUAACAAAAGCUGGCAGGCCGAGAAAGCGUCUUGGACUUGCCUGUUUGACCUGUCGCGAGAAAAAGAUCAAGUGUAACCCUAACCCAACCCCCGAGGCCGUAUGUGACCAAUGCCGCAAAUCUGGACGCGAAUGCAGGUUCGAAAGUGCCCCGCGGGGGAACCGUUCUCACAUGAGAGGGUCGGCAGCACCAUCUGGCAAUUCUUACGCUCGCGCUAGCCACGGUGCUUUGGACGUUUCUCCCUCACUUUACGACAGCGUUCGAGCUUCCGAAAGCGCGACCUCCCUUCCUGGAACUACCCGCCACUCACCGAUUUCAGAGACCUCGCUGGUCACACCAUCAGGCCAAGAAGCCACGUAUGAGACCAUGGCCGAGGCGGAUAGGGCUUUAAGAUCGCGAUCCUAUCGAUUCCCAUCGUUAAUAUCCAGUGCAGAUGAUUGCAUGGCACACCCGCCGCCACAUAUCGAGUCUACUCGUACACCCGAAUACUCUGACAUUCUGGGAGAGCUCAAGGACAGCAACUCAGACGACCCACUCGCGGCGUCCUGGAACCUGGACCCGUAUGAAAGCGACCCGGAGGCGGCAAUUCACUACACUGAGUGUUAUUUCUUGCACGUGAAUGAUGGUCUGUACCACAUGUACCCGCAUGCACAAUUCGGCUUGUGGUUGAAGACCGAGUCGACCAAGUCUGCAGACGACAAGAUGCUUCUCUAUUCUAUGAUGGCUCUUGGAUCUGUGUUCUCAGACAGGCUAGACAAAAUGGCAGCCAUGAAGCGAUACUCUCGUAUAGCCCGCUUUGCCAUUAACCAAAGCCAGCAUAGCCUCUCUUUGCAACUUGCUCAGAGUCAUAUCAUAAUGAGUCUUUGGUACUACGCUACAGGGUCACUGGUCGGGUCCUGGGACUCUAUAGGUGCAGCUGGAAGAGCGGUGUAUGGGCUUCGUUACAAUGUGGAAUCUGGCGGUGUUGUUGUGAAUCAAAGCCAGAAGUGUGACUAUGGAUUACAUCCACAGGCUUUGAUUGAGUGCCGACGACGAACCUUUUGGGUUGCCUUUGUUCUUGAUCGCUUUUCGAGCCUCUAUUCCGCUUCGUCGACCUUCAUCUCGUCCGAUGCAGCCCUCCUGAGGCUCCCGUGUCGAGAAGAAAUAUACGAGACUCAGCAGUACGCGACAGUCCCUUAUUUCCAAUCAUUCCUCAACCACAUUCCAGCCUCCACAGACGACGAUCGCUCCACCCUAAGUCCAAUGGCCUUUUUAAUCGACAUCAUGGCUAUUUGGGGAGACAUCUCCAUGCAUAUAACCCGGCUACCACACAUCCCCCCCGAAGCAUACAACCGACUCGCCGAAGAAUUCCACACAACCAUCAUCCAAAAGUCCAACCAAUGGAUGACCCGACUCCCCGACUAUAUGGCGUUCUCAGCCAUAAACCUAGAACGAAGCAUCCGCCAAAGAAAAGCAGACACCUUCAUCUCAACCCAUCUAUUCUACCACGCCAGUUUGAUGAAACUGUACAGACACGCCCGCUACCAGAGCCUCCGGCCCGAAAUCCUAGGCCAGUACAUCCACCGGGCUCGAUACCACGCCGUCGAAAUCCUCCGCAUCUCGCUUACUUUUGACCAAUACGCAAAAGAAAUCAUCCCCUCCCGACACACCACUGAGACUUCCAUAUCCCUAACACUCCUGAACCCAUUCCUGGGAUACGUCAUCCUAUCAGCCGUUGACGUUCUCAGCUCAGCUGGUCUGGCGUCGCAGUUGAACGAGUGCAUCUCUUAUAUCAGAGGUGCGCUAGAUACCGUUCACGAACUGGGCCGUUACUGGGAUGGCUCUUUGCAACUAGUCACUGUUCUUCACAGACGUCUGGGGCUGAUGAUCAACUGUCUGAAUGAGCGGAGUGUCUUCGCGGAGAAAUUGGGCUUUGCGCUCGAUGGACCGCCGCUUGAGACGAAGGUUCAUGCUGGCGCUUUGCAUUCUCAUCCGCCUGCAACGAUGGGUGAGGAUCUUUUCACAGGCUCGAUGCCUAGAGAAGUGCUUUUGAAUGCUCUGCGGGUGGAUGAGACGCUCAUCUCGGAGAGUAGUAUUGCUUGGAUUAGAGAUCCGUGA
This is a messenger RNA of Penicillium griseofulvum, 2349 nucleotides long. RefSeq names its product Zn(II)2Cys6 transcription factor. Gene Ontology annotation, molecular function: DNA binding; DNA-binding transcription factor activity, RNA polymerase II-specific; zinc ion binding. Gene Ontology annotation, cellular component: nucleus. The record is from RefSeq and is a predicted model, not a curated record. Gene Ontology annotation, biological process: regulation of DNA-templated transcription; DNA-templated transcription. The coding region runs from base 1 to 2349 and encodes 782 amino acids. The transcript is spliced from 4 exons. NCBI's taxonomy places the organism in Eukaryota, Fungi, Ascomycota, Eurotiomycetes, Eurotiales, Aspergillaceae.